CUGCUCAUGGCCAGCGAAGCCCGGCAGAUGGCCAGCAUCACGCACAAAAUCAGGAUGGAGCUCCUGUCGGUCAACGACGUUUACCUCCUCUCCACCUUCCGCCUGCCCCCCAAGCAGGGGGGGAUCCUCUUUGGCCUCUACUCCAAGAAGGACAACGCGAGGUGGCUGGAGGUCUCGGUGGUUGGGAAGAUCAACAAAGUGCUGGUGCGCUACCUGCGGGAAGACAACAAGCUGCAUUCGGUCAACCUGCAGCACGCGCACGUGGCAGACGGGCAGAGCCACACAGUGAUCGUGCGCCUGAGCGGGCUGCGCGGGGACAUGCUCAGCAUGGAGCUCUACGUGGACUGCAAGCAGAUGGACUCCAGCGUGGGGCUGCCCGAGCUUUCGGAGAUCCCCCUGGCAGAGGUGGAGGCGAUAGAGGUGCGCACAGGGCAGAAGGCCUACCAGCGGAUGCAGGGGUUCGUGGAGUCGAUGAAGCUGAUUCUGGGAGGGUCCAUGAGCCGAGUUGGGGCCCUGAGCGAGUGUCCUUUCCAAGGAGAUGAGUCCAUUCACAGCGCAGGUAACGGCGCCGCGGGGACGCGGGGCUUGGGCGACGACGAGCACCUGCAGCCCCGUGCCCGUCACCCGGGCCGGCCGCGGGGUCUGCGCUGGGACCUCACGGCACAGCAGCUUUCCCGGCCAGCCGAGGACCCGCGCUGGGACCCUCUGCCCCAGCGCAGGUCACCAUCGUGGGAUGUUCCUGAAGGUCUUGGUGGCCUAAAGGGCAGGAGGGUCUGGAGGCGCCUGUGUCCUGGAGGUCGUGGUGCUUCCCUGGGCCUCGUUGCCCAGCGGACUGUGCCCUGGGACCCUCUGCCCCAGCGCAGGUCACCAUCGUGGGAUGUUCCUGAAGGUCUUGGUGGCCUAAAGGGCAGGAGGGUCUGGAGGCGCCUGUGUCCUGGAGGUCGUGGUGCUUCCCUGGGCCUCGUUGCCCAGCGGACUGUCCAGCCAAGGAGCCUCCUUGCAUAA
Messenger RNA from Struthio camelus australis, 1005 nucleotides. The record is from RefSeq and is a predicted model, not a curated record. NCBI's taxonomy places the organism in Eukaryota, Metazoa, Chordata, Aves, Struthioniformes, Struthionidae.